This is a messenger RNA of Cuscuta europaea, 1660 nucleotides long. The record is from the annotation of a GenBank genome assembly. NCBI's taxonomy places the organism in Eukaryota, Viridiplantae, Streptophyta, Magnoliopsida, Solanales, Convolvulaceae.
CUCUAUCUCGCUCCUCUUUUUCAUUUUUUCCUACACACCGCUUUAUCCAAAUAUUUAUUUGAUCUCUAUCCCUCUCCUAUGUCACAUCAGCUAUCAUGCACCCUCCAAUCAAGUUAAAACAGCCAAAAAAAUUGGCUGAUGGGCUAUACCAAUUGUACACAAUAAUUAAUUGGAAAUUGGAAUGACACCUGGGCGCAUAUACAAAACACACACGCAAUCACUUUGCUUAAAGAACACUCACCGCCAGCCCAUAGCAGAGGAGAAUCAUAUAACAACUCACAACUGCUAAAUCUAUCAGAUUGAUUACUUCUCAUAAAUGAAAUAAAAUACUCCGUAAGUUAUAUUCUCAGAUCUCAGAAUAUAUUCCUGUAAAUUAGAUUAUUGGCUUCUUCAUUUUCCAAUCAGCAAUGGCCGCAGAUCCUGCUUCUUCUUCCUUGAACGCCUCUGUCUCCCAUGGUGGGGCAGGAAAUCCUGGUGAUGAGAUCUCCCCUCUCCAAAAACACGCCAUGUUUUUCGAUAUCAAUGGGGAUGGACUUAUUUAUCCAUGGGAAACUUUUAAAGGUUUCAGAAUGCUUGGAUUCGGGAUACCAUUAUCAACAUUUGCAGCCGUGUUUAUUAAUCUUGGGCUCAGUAAAAAAACUCGACCGGGGAAAGGCAUAUCUCUUCUCUUCCCUAUUGAGGUGAAAAAUAUUAAACUUGGGAAACAUACUAGUGAUACAGGUGUCUAUGAUUCAGAUGGAAGGUUCGUUCCAGAAAAAUUUGAGGAAAUAUUCGCUGAACACGCACACUCAAGUGCAAAUAGUUUGACAUCAAAGGAAUUGGAUGAAAUGCUCAAGGCAAAUAGACUGCCAAAGGACUAUGCAGGAUGGGUUGGUGCAUGGGCAGAGUGGAAGGUAUUAUAUUUAUUAGCCAAAGACAAGGAUGGAGUUCUGCCCAAAGAAGCUAUAAAAGGAGUUUAUGAUGGGAGCCUCUUCGAAACAAUUAAGAAACAGCGUACAGCCAAAAAGCAAGUUUAAAGUUUUAUCUAUCAACUUUAAUUAGUUAUUCAUUCUAUGUUUUAGGAAUGCAUAACUGAUUCAAACAUUGGUUAUAGCCAAUUUAGGCCUUUCUUCUUAUGUUUACACUAGAACAUGAAUUUAAUCAAAUAAGCUUGGGUGGUUUAUCUGCUGAAUGUUGCAAAAAUAGGGAAAUUUACCACAAUAUUACUGAAAGCGAGUCGAUUUCCCAUUAUAUCACUAAAAAUCCAUUAUAUCAAGCAAGAGAAAGUUUCCAUGUUAUAGAUUGGGAAAUAGACACUCUUUUAGUCAUAUUAUAAAUAAUUUUCUCUGCAAAAAUAAUGUUGGCUGAAUUAAGCCUUGUUACGUUAUUUGUAUAAUUGAUUCUUUAUCAUUUUCAGCGUAAGAACAAUUUCACAGCAUUGAGAUGGAUGUCUGUUUGAAUGCUAUGUCAUCAAAUCAUUACUGGAUGGAGUCUUGAAGAGAGAAAAAGAAUUACUUAACUAUGUAUAUUAUUCAUAACGUGUACGUGUGAUGUAAUUAUGAGUAAAUAAAAGAAACAUAUUAUUAAUUAAAAUGUGUGUUAGGGAUUAUUUUCUUGUAUAUAAUAGUUGCAUUAGUUAUCUUUACAUUUGUGUAUUGAUUGGGCCAACUUUGCAUUUGAA